AUGCCUACUCAAUUAGAAGAAUUAGUUUCAUUUUUGCAUUCACCUCAACCUGCUGUGAGACAGAUUGCACUCGAUAACUUGGUUGGUUUCAGUACUGGUCCUAGUGCUUCUAUAUUCAAAUAUGAUAAUUAUAGAGCUUUGGAUGACUUGAAAGUUUUGAUGAAGGAGAAAUCCAGAACACUAGUGCAACAAUCCGCUACUGUUUUGGCCAACUUAUGUGAUGACGCGGUUAUGAGAAAGAAGUUGGCAGACGAUAAGGAGUUUCUAGAAUACUUGACAUGGAAGAUCUGUGAUUUAGGAAAUACAAGUUCCGAUAUUAUGUGUAUUUUGUUGAGUAAUCUGUCAAAGGAGGAUUCUAUCACAUAUGUAUUUGAAAUUGUAAGAGAAGACAAUGACAAAGAUUUACCACCACUUGACAAGGAUGUGUUUAAGAGCAAAAGAGUUAUUGACUGUUUGAUGGACUGUUUUGUCAAAGGCUAUGAUAGGGAACUUAACAAAUUUGCCAAUUAUGACUAUCUGUCUUAUUUCUUUGCCGAUGUUUCAAGAUUUAAAAUCGGUAGAACAUACUUUAUCGAAACCCAAGAAUAUGAUGGUGUGGUUCCAAUCUCUAAACUACUUGUUUUUACUGAGAAAUAUGACUCAAAGACCAGACGUGAAGGUGUUGCUUCGACAAUCAAGAAUUCUCUCUUUGAUUCAGAGACUCAUGAAAGAAUACUUACAGAUGAAGAAAUCAAUUUGUUGCCAUAUAUAUUACUACCAAUUGCUAGUGCUAAGGACUCAGAAAUUGAUGAAGAGGAUAUGUUUAAUUUGCCGGAUGAAUUACAGCUGCUUCCGGAAGACAAAACAAGAGAUCCUGUCCCAUCCAUUGUUUGCACACACUUAGAAAGUAUUCUGUUAUUGUGUACCACUAAGGCAGCCAGAGAGUUCAUGAGAAGUAAAUCCGUAUAUCCUUUGAUCAGAGAAUUGCAUAAAAAUGUGGAAGAUGAAGAUAUUGGGGAACUGUGUUACAGAAUUGUAAAUAUGCUAAUGAGAGGUGACCCUAAUGCACCUGUGGAAGAAAUGCCUGCCAAGAGUGUGGAAGACGGUGAUGAUGAAGAUGAAGAUGAUGAAGAUGCAUUGAUGGAAGUAGCAUGA
Messenger RNA from Nakaseomyces glabratus, 1134 nucleotides. RefSeq names its product Hgh1p (gene HGH1). Lineage: Eukaryota; Fungi; Ascomycota; Saccharomycetes; Saccharomycetales; Saccharomycetaceae. The record is from RefSeq and is a predicted model, not a curated record.